This is a messenger RNA of Neurospora tetraspora, 1913 nucleotides long. RefSeq lists its product as uncharacterized. The transcript has 4 exons. The record is from RefSeq and is a predicted model, not a curated record. Bases 401 to 1474 code for a protein of 357 amino acids. NCBI's taxonomy places the organism in Eukaryota, Fungi, Ascomycota, Sordariomycetes, Sordariales, Sordariaceae.
AUCUCCUUCCAUUUUCAAGGUAGCACCAUUAAGUUUCCCUUGGCGUGACGGAAGUUGGUGUGAGAAGACCUGGCUGCGCCACUCAUGAUCACAGCCUUUGGUUUUUGGGAAGCGGUCAACCUUUUUCGGCGACCCAGAUCUUUCAAUGCACCCUUUUUUCCUUACAUUAGCCCGCAUCUUUCGGACCAUUUAUUCACAAUUGCCUACAUUAUCGCCCCUGUCACAUCCCUAGUCAUACAUCGUGCAUUUAUAGCUCCGGCCCCUUGGCUCCGUCCGUUUCCCCUCUUGGCCGUGACUAUUAAAUCUUUUUCUUCCCCGGAUCAUUCCCACCUCCUCUGUAUCUAAUCCAACACCCUAAUAAUCCGAAACACCACACCAACCAACCACAAUAUAACAUAUCAUGAAGCUCGAUCUCACCAUUCUUGUCUCGGCCCUUUGUGUCAAUCCGGCACUUGCCCUCGUCGCACCAACAUCCGACCUUGCGCGACGUGAGCCAGCCGAACCCAUUCAGAUCAUCGACCGCGACGUCGAUGCUACUUCGCAGGAACUUUGGAAGCGCAGAGGCGGAGGAGGUGGUGGCGGUCGCGGUGGUGGUGGUAGUUCCGGCGGCGGCAGCAGCAGUGGAGGCUCGUCUGGAGGUUCAUCUGGAGGUUCAGGGAGGGGCGGCAGUGGUAGUAGCGGCAGUGGAAGCAGUGGAAGCAGCGGAAGCAGUGGAAGCAGCGGAAGCAGUGGUUCUUAUUCGGGAAGCUCUUCCUCAAGAGGCUCUUCAUCUGGCCGUUCCUCGUCGAGUGGCUCUUCCCGGGGAGACUCUUGGUACUAUGGGGGAAGCUCCUCUCGUGGGAAAUCCAACAACAAACCGAAGCAGAGAUCCUCAGGCGGCAGGACAUCACCAACUUACAAUGGUGGUGGAGCAACCAGAGGUGGAAGCGGGCCCAAGCCAGCCUACGGUGGUGGCCGCUAUUACGGAGGUGGCGCGGCGCAACCCUACAAGUCCGGUAACAGGUCGCCAUCCGGCAUCGCCCCCUUCGCUCUCGGUGCUGGUAUAGGACUUCUCGCCGUCUGGCCCGCCGUCUGGCUCUAUGGUGCUUACCUGUACCCCUACCACAACUUGUACACCUACCACAACCAGACCUCCGACCAGGACGAGACGCGCAACGUCACCUGCGCCUGCGACCCGUAUAACGUCUGCGGUUGCGACGAGAAUACCAACACCACCUAUAUCGACAGCCUUAUCGGAAACGGAAGCUACUCUUCGCUGAACCAGUCUUUGAUUACCGUCGCCACUGUUAACGGAACCGACUACCUCCUGAUCAACGGCACCUUGCCCAAUGGUACGACUGCGUCCGGCGGUACAGAUGAUGAUGAGAGCAGCACUGGUGGUCAGAGCAGCGCUGCUGGUCUCCGGAGGUUGCUAGAGCACGCCGGAUGGUGGCCCGUCGUGGCCACUGUUGCGGCAACUGUAUUCCUGGCCUAAAGCAUUUUCCCCAAGAAACUUAUGAGUCUGAUGACGAGUUCUGAGCAAUAUGAGAUAUCCCUUUACACUCGGGGUAUCGGCAGUUUUUCGAUUCUUUUACAACACAGUUUUUGAUACCAUUUACGAAAUAUGCGCUGGUAAGGAUGAGGUAGUGGCUAUAAUGCCAAUUAAGGAAAAAAAAUCACACGGAGAUGAGGUUGGUGAUGGACCCGAUACCCCCAGGUUUUAAUGAUUUGUUGACAAGAUCUUGUUUUGGUCUUGCAUACCACCGUACAUAGAUGCUUUUAGGAUUUCACGAUCUGGUUUACGAAUAUCAAAAUUGGUUUAAUGACUAUUAACUAAGCUAGCCCCCAAAAAAAAAAAAAAACGCAGGAGAGAAGUUCAUCCGAAAAGCCCGUAAGCAGACAUAAGUUUGGGUGGCGGUGUGGCGGCAACUUUU